Manis pentadactyla (Chinese pangolin) is the source of this 2713-nucleotide messenger RNA. RefSeq names its product podocan like 1 (gene PODNL1). NCBI's taxonomy places the organism in Eukaryota, Metazoa, Chordata, Mammalia, Pholidota, Manidae. The coding region runs from base 268 to 2127 and encodes 619 amino acids. Gene Ontology annotation, molecular function: protein binding. The record is from RefSeq and is a predicted model, not a curated record. The transcript has 10 exons.
AACUAGGGUGGUUGGGGGGCGGGGAAGAUGGAGGAGGACGGGCUGGCCUGCCCUCGCCACCCAGUCCAGCAUCUGCCCGCCCUCCCCAGGGCGGGGAAGGAGGUGGACCAGCUUCCCUGAGCCCCUGGGAGGACAGGCUUGGGGGAGGGUGGCCAGGAGAUGGGGGGCAGUGGCGGCCACAGCAGCGGCUUCGGGAGGUGAUCGCCUGGUUUCCAUUAGGGAGCCCUGGUCCACAUUUCGGGCAAGAAGGCAGAGCCGGGGCUGGCUAUGUGGCCAAGCCCCCUGCUGCUGGUCCUGUUGCUUCCCUGGUCCCCCGCCCCCGGCAUGGAGGACGCCGCCUUUCCCCACCUCGGGGAGAGCUCGCAGCCCACACCCCGGGCCUGUCCCCCACGCUGCUCCUGCCCCCAGCCAGACACGGUGGACUGCGGUGGCCUGGACCUGCAGGUGUUCCCGGACAACAUCACCAGGGCAGCUCAGUACCUCUCCCUGCAGAACAACCAGCUCCAGGAGCUCCCCUACAAUGAGCUGUCACGCCUCGAUAGCCUGCGGACCCUCAAUCUCUACAACAAUCUCAUCUCCUCAGAGGGCCUGCCUGAUGAGGCCUUUGAGUCCCUCACACAGCUGCAGCACAUCUACGUGGCCCACAACAAGCUCUCUGUGGCCCCCCAGUUUCUGCCCCGCUCUCUUCGAGUGGUGGAUCUAGCUGCCAACCAAGUGACAGAAAUUUUCCCACUCACCUUUGGGGAGAAGCCGGAGCUCAGGUCUGUGUACCUCCACAACAACCAGCUGAGCAAUGCGGGCCUGCCCCCUGAUGCCUUCCACGGCUCCGAGGCGGUUGUCACCCUCAGCCUCUCCGGCAACCAGCUCAGCUAUGUGCCUCCCAGCCUGCCACCCUCAUUGGAGCGUCUCCACCUGCAGGACAACCUCAUCUCCAAGGUACCCCGAGGAGCUCUGAGCCGCCAGACCCACCUCCGUGAGCUCUACCUUCAGCACAACCAGCUGACGGACAGUGGCCUAGACGCCACCACCUUCAGAUCUCUCAGCUCAUCAGCCCCAAGAUGGAAUCUCCAGCUUGUAUCUCAGCACCACUCCUUAACCCCCAGCCCCAAGAUCUGUCUGGCCCUGACUCUGGUUGCCCAGCCUGAUGCCAGGCCUCUCUCUCCUGCCAGCAAGCUGCACUGCCUCGAGUACCUGGAUCUGUCCUACAACCAGCUGGCCAUGGUGCCCACCGGCCUGCCCCGCACCCUGGCUGUGCUGCACCUGGGCCGCAAUCGCAUCCAGCGGGUGGAGGUGGCCCGGCUGCAUGGGGCGCGGGGCCUGCGCUACCUGUUGUUGCAGCACAACCAGCUGGGGACAACAGGGCUGCCUGCUGGGGCGCUACGGCCACUGCAGGGCUUGCACACACUGCACCUAUACAGCAACGGGCUGGACCGCGUGCCUCCCAUGCUGCCCCGCCGCCUGCAGGCCCUGGUGCUGCCCCACAACCAUGUGGCCACACUGGGCGCCCAUGAUCUGGCUGCCACACCAGGCCUGGCUGAGCUCAACCUGGCCUACAACCGUCUAGCCAGUGCCCGUGUGCACCACUGGGCCUUCUGCCCUCUGCGUGCCCUGCGCAGCCUCAACUUGGCUGGCAACCAGCUGACCCGGCUGCCUGGUAGCCUGCCCAGUGGCCUGCACACAUUGCAGCUACAACGCAACCAGCUACGGGCCCUCGAGCCUGAGCCACUGGCCGGCUUGGACCAACUGCGGGAGCUCAGCCUGGCACACAACCGGCUCCGGGUUGGUGACAUUGGGCCCGGCACCUGGCAUGAGCUACAGGCCCUCCAGGUGCUGGACCUCAGCCACAAUGAACUGUCCUUCGUGCCUCCCGACCUGCCAGAGGCCCUAGAGGAGCUGCACCUGCAGGGCAACCGCAUCAUUCUCAUCGGUCCUGAAGCCUUCCUCAGCACGCCGUGCCUGCGUGCCCUCUUCCUCAGAGCCAACAGGCUUCACAUGACCAGCAUCGCGCCUGAGGCCUUCCUGGGCCUUCUGCACCUGCGAGUGGUGGACACGGAGGGUAACCCUGAGCACGUCCUGGUCCAGCUGCCUCCCACAGCUCCACGUCACCCACGGGCCGGGGGGCCCUGAGCCUGGAGGGGCCCAGCGGUGCAGCUGAGACCCUGGGGUUCCACUGGGCUGUGGACUAAGGAAACAGUGCCCAUCGAGGGCAAUGACCUAGCUCUCCCAGGCUCAAGGGCUGGUCCACCAGACCUGCGCUGGCCAGGAAGCUGGCACAAGGGCACUGCUUCUACACACAGGAAGCACUGGGAGGAACUAAAGCAUGCAGUUCGCCCACCAGGAACACAGACCAUGCUGGCCCGGCUAGCGACAAUAAAGCCUACCCCUUUCACUGCUUGCAGCUGACCUGGGGCCCAUCACACCUUGCAGUUUCCCCUGCAUCCAGCUGGGGAAACUGAGGCUCUGGGAUGGUAUGUGGGUCAGGCAGUUUGGUACAGGUCCCAAAGCCAGUGAGCGGCAGGGCUAGAUUUCGAGGCCCUGAGAUACACGUGGGCCACCAAGCACCACCACAUAUGACCUGACCACGUAUGUAAACCCAAGGCCACUAGAUGGAGAAAUACACGGUGUGGCAGAUGCCUUCAAGCAGGCCACAGACCCCAUGGCAGACGCACAGACCUCCACAAGUAUUCCCGCAGCAAGGGUGUGAGGUGAACAC